AUGCCAGCAACUACGCCACGUAUUGGAGUCCAAGCAGAAACUGCUAUUCUCUAUCAUCUCCUGUCAAAAGACAAAGACAAAUCCCUUGACCACUUCAAGGCCUCCAUCGACUGGAAUUACCAAGACGAAAAGGGUGUAGUUUUGACAGAGCAAAAAGUAAGGAGCAGGUUUAACUAUCUCAGGAAACUGGCACAAGAAAGUCCGUCACAGUUUAUCGAUAUCUGUGUUGGGAAGGUUGACAGCAAGCUGCAAGAGGAAUACUUAAAAAGGACUAGUUCUUCUUGCACUGACAACAACGAAAAAGAGAUUCUUAGCGACAGUGACGAAGGAAUCUUCAGCGAGGACGACGAAGAAGGAAUCUUCAGCGAGGACGACCACGACAAAGCAGCUUCGACCACCACCACUCCUCCAACAACACCAUCAAAAAAGAGAGUCUUCGACACUAUGACAGGAACUCCCCUAAAAAAAGUGAAGCUUGAGCAUCAUGAUAUCGUGCUUGAGCUUGGCCUUCCCCAUGAUACACAAGUGAUUUCGUACACACCUGGCCCUUCGGGAUCAUCACCAACUAUUAAACUUGAAAAUUUGACGAUCCUCCCAGCAAACCAAAUGCUUCCUGGAAAGAAAAACAAGCUUGGUGGGGAGACUCUCCAUUCUGGGCCGUCCCUUUUGGAAUUUUCCACGAUACCGCAAGGUUCGAGUCAUAGCUUCCAUAGAGGGCCAAUGAGAAAGAACAAGUGCAUUGUCAUUGAUUUUGGGAGUAUCCCAUUAUCUGCAAACGUCCUCCAUGAAGAUGAUGAAAAUUCUGAGGAUGAAAAUACGGUUGGAGAAGAACUGAGAAUGACUAUGAUCCCAUACGAUAAUGAUACUUCAGAGAUCAAGAACAGUAAAAAUUUGAAAACUCCAGUUGAGCACUGGGUAUUCUUUGACUGUGCUCGCACUGAUAUUGAUCCCACAGUUAGUGGACCAAUCAAUGUGCCAAAGGAAAAACCAAAGAUGUCCAAAGCAGCACAACUAUUGAAUGCACUUGGCCACAAACAAUCUCCCGCAAGAACCCCAGCGGCUCCUUCGUCAGCACCUCCUCAGCCCCCAGCUGCUGCACCAUCCACCCCACCACCUCCUCCUGUUCGUCCUGCACCUCCCCCUUCUGACAAUGCUCAUGAGAAAGGGGGUGACGGUGACACUGCUAUGGGGUCGGAACGAAGUCAUUUGAAGAGGAAGGCAGAUGAUCCACUACAGCCCCCCCCUUCUGCUGCCGCACCAGGACCACUCACCACAGCACUUCCUAAUACUCCUCCUGCAACACCUCCUGCUGCUUCAAGUCCCAGCUCGCCCAACAACUCAGUAGGCUCAGUCAGUCUUCCAAGUUCAUUCACUGAUACUUCGUCUGAAGCAUCUCAAAGUGGCACCACUGAACAGGAAUCAUUAGAGGAAGUCAUGAAAAAGUGGGACGCUGCUGCAAAAAACUUUGGAAAAGAGGCUCAUGAGGAAUCAAAGCAGUCUUUAAAUCGCUCAUCUGACAACAAUGCUCAUGAGAAAGGAGGCGAAGGUGACACUGCCAUGGGGUCGGAACGUAGUCAUUUGAAGAGAAAGGCAGGCCCAGAUGACGAUGGAACCACAAAACCAUUCAGAGCUCGUAAUCUUUUCAACACUUUGCGCAUGGGACUCAAUGGUGGAAAAUAA
Messenger RNA from Cylindrotheca closterium, 1680 nucleotides. Lineage: Eukaryota; Bacillariophyta; Bacillariophyceae; Bacillariales; Bacillariaceae. The record is from the annotation of a GenBank genome assembly.